Molecule: messenger RNA, 2571 nt
Organism: Ostertagia ostertagi
Lineage: Eukaryota; Metazoa; Nematoda; Chromadorea; Rhabditida; Trichostrongylidae
Source: the annotation of a GenBank genome assembly
AUGGACGGCAACCCGGCCGACGCACGCAGCUGGAUCGCCGCGCGCGACAACGUCAGCCUCGGCGGCUUCUCGGUGCUGGCGUUGGCCGCCCCGAAACCGCCCGCGGCAGAGUCCGCCAUCGACAUGGCACUGACGCUGCAGGAAGCACGCCUGUUCGCCCGCGACGCGGACGGCCGUGCGCAGCUGGACGCCAGCGCACGCACGCCGAACGCCGACAUCACCGUCGUCAACCCGGGCGGCGGCGUCAACGCCGGCGAGGUCACGGCGGGCGCCAAGGCGCCGACAGAGCUGGGCAUCGUCACCGUCAACGGCGGCGACGUGUCGGCCAUCGUGGCGCAGAACUUCGACGUCAACCAGUCGCGUGUCUUCACCAUCGGCCAGGGCAACCUGCUGAUGUGGUCCUCCGGCGGCAACAUCGACGCGGGCCGCGGCGCCAAGACCGUGACCGGCGCGCCAGCGCCCGUGCUGCGGCUGGAUGCGAGCGGCAACCUCGUCUUCGAUACCUCGGGCUCCUUCAGCGGCUCGGGCAUCGCCGUGCUGUCCGCCGGCAACGACCUCGACCUCUACGCACCCACCGGCGAGAUCAACGCCGGCGAGGCGGGCAUCCGCUCCAAGGGCAAUGCCUUCCUCGGUGCAGAGCGGCUGGUUAACGCCAACGACAUCCAGCGGCGACCUGCGCGUGCGCGGCCAGGCCGAGUUCUUCGACAAGGACGCCAACCUGCCCGCCGAGGUCUACCGCUCGCAGACGGCCUCGCCCGCCUGGUCGCCCGACCUGACGAACACCAGCACCGACCGCCAGCGCCUGACACUGCGCGGCCGCCUCGAAGUGGACGCCAGGCUCAGCGACCAGGUGCUGGCCAGCGUGCGCCUAGCCACCGGCAGCACGGGCAACAGCGCCACGUCCACGUCGCAGACGCUGGGCAACGACUUCAACCGCUACACGCUCGGCCUGGACCGCGCCUACAUCCGCUGGCAGCCGCCGUUGUUCACCAACGGCCUGUCCGCGGACUUCGGCCGCAUGCCCAACCCCUUCUUCAGCACCGACCUGGCCUGGCCCGACGACCUCGGCUUCGACGGCGUGGCUACCAAGCUCGUGCACGCCUUCACGCCGCAGCGCAGCCUGUUCGCGACGGCCGGGGUCUUCCCGCUCGAAGAGCUGAACCUGUCCACGCAGGACAAAUGGCUGCUGGGCGCGCAGGUCGGCGGCGAGAUCGACCUCGCACGCGGCGUGCAGUUCAAGCUGGGCCUGGCCGCCUACGACUUCCGCCACAUGGAAGGCCGGCGCGAAAGCACCCCGCCACCCAGCGGCCCGCGCAGCGGCGCGACGAACUACUUCGCGUCGCAGUACGCCGCGGGCCUGCGCCUGAAGGGCAACACCCUCAUCAACCUGAACGACCCGACCAGCACCGCCGCGCCCACCUGGGGCCUGGCCGCCAAGUUCCGCGCCGUCAACCUGACGGCCAGCCUGCAACUGGACGGCGUGCUGCCGGUGCCGGUGGGCCUGACGCUGGACUGGAUCAAGAACACCGCCUUCGACCUGAAGGACAUCGAGGCCCGCGCCGGCAUGCCGCUGACGGACCUGAAGGACAAGACGACGGCGCUGCAGGCCCGCGUGCAGGUCGGCGCACCGAAGCUCUCGCGCCGCGGCGACUGGCAGGCCUUCACGGCCUGGCGCCUCGUGCAGCGCGACGCGUGGAUCGACGGCUUCACCGACACGACCUGGCACCUCGGCGGCACCAACUACAAGGGCUGGAGCCUGGGCGGCAACGUCGGCCUGGACAAGAACUUCUGGCUCAGCGGCCGCUGGACGAGCACGCGCAACCUCGACGACGGCGUGCGCUUCCUCGCCGUGCCGGGCGACCCGUCAUCCUUGAGCGGCAACCUCAGCAGCGCGCCGCUGCGCAUCGAGGUCUUCCAGCUCGACCUGAACGCGAGGUUCUGAAAAUGAAGCGCAUCGCCCUUGCCCUGAUGCUGGUUGCGAGCGUCGCCGCGCAGGCCCAGGACGCCAAGCCAUCCAAGGAACGUGAAGCCCUGCGCCGUGCCCAGGCCGCGCUGCGCGCCGCGCAGGAGCAGCAGAGCACGCUGCAGGCCGACAAGGCCAAGGCCGAAGCCGAUGUGGCCGCCGCGCAGAAGGACGCCGCCAGCGCCAAGGCCCAGAUCGCCGGCAGCGUCGCCAGGCUCAAGGCCCGCGAGGCCGAGCUGGACACGCUGCGAGCGCAAUUGCAGGCGGCCAAGGACGCACAACAGCUGGGUGAAGCCAAGGCCAUCGAACGCGAGCAGGGCCUGCAGCAGCAGAUGCUGUCAGCCCGCCAGGAAAGCGCGGCCCGCCAGCAGGCCAACCAGGCCCUGACGCAGCUGCUGGAACGCAGCACCACGGCCCUCGCCGACGCCGAGGCCAAGAACCGCCAGCUCUACGCCAUCGGCCAGCAGUUGCUGACCCGCUGGCAAGGCCGCGCGCCGCUCGACACCGCCCUGCUUCAGGACCCCGUACUGGGCCUCACGGCGGUGCGUUUCGAAGAUCAGGCCGAGAAGCUCCGCGCCGAACUGGCGGCGCAACGAGUCCCGCGCUGA